Funneliformis caledonium is the source of this 360-nucleotide messenger RNA. The record is from the annotation of a GenBank genome assembly. Lineage: Eukaryota; Fungi; Glomeromycota; Glomeromycetes; Glomerales; Glomeraceae.
AUGAAAACUAAUUAUAAUAGUAUAAGAAUUGCGAACGAUUCUACCACAGAUGAUUUUUCUACAAAAUAUAAUAAUGAUGAUGAUUCUAUUGUAGAAGAUUCUAAUACAAAAACUGACUCAGUAGAUUUUGAAGACUUUUGUGAGGCUAAUUUUGAAGAUGCAGCAAUUAAGAUGAUUGAGGAUCAAAUUCCACAAUGGCCUAACGAAAUUUAUCAAGUCUUUGCAAAAAUUUGUAUUGAUUACGAUCUAUCAAAUCAAGCUACAGAUUCUUUUAUCUGUUUUUUUAACAAAUAUGUAAAUUUGAAAGUAUCGUCUUUACUAAAAAGUUCCAAAGAGAUGCAUAAACAUAUGAGCUCAAUG